AUGGACCCUGAGAGCCUCAGACCUCCUCAGGAGAGGGUGACAUUCAGGGAUGUGGCUGUGGACUUUACCCAGGAGGAGUGGGGCCUCUUGGACCCUCCUCAGAAGGAGCUGUACAAGGGGGUGAUGCUGGAGAAUGCCCGGAAUCUGCUGUCCCUGGGGCUUCCAGUUCCCAGGGAAGAUGUGAUCUUUUAUUUUGAGCAAAGGGAAGUACCCUGGAUGCUGCACCCAGAAGUACUGAGGAGCCACCCUCCAGAAAAAGACAUCAGAUUUGAAAUGAAGGAACAUACUACAGAGCAAAACCUUUCAGUGGUAAAAUCUCUCAAGACAAGAUUCAUCAGUGAUGGUCCUGCUAACUUCACUUGGCAAGAGAGCUGUGAUGAACCUGAGAAGAUCCACAUUGGAGAGAAAUCUUAUGACGAUAAGAGAAUUGGAAAGGCUUUCACAGAAAGUGGAGCUCUUAAUAGACAUUUACAGAGAAUUUACACUGGAAAGAAACAUUAUGAAUGUAACCAAUGUGGAAAGGCUUUUACACAAAGGGGACCUCUUAUAGCACAUCAGAGAAUCCAUACUGGGGAGAAACCUUAUAAAUGUAACCAAUGUGGAAAGGCUUUUACACAAAUGGGACCUCUUACAGCACAUCAGAGAACGCACACUGGGGAGAAACCUUAUAAAUGUAACCAGUGUGGAAAGGCUUUUACACAAAGGGGAGCUCUUACUGGACAUCAGAGAAUACACACUGGAGAGAACCCUUAUGAAUGUAAUCAAUGUGGAAAGACUUUCAAAUAUAAGCAUAGUCUUCCUGUUCAUCAGAGAAUCCACAAUGAAGACAAACCUUAUAAAUGUAAUGAGUGUGGAAAGGCUUUUAGACAAAAGGGAGCUCUUAAUGUACAUCAGAGAAUCCACAUUAGGGAGAAACCUUAUAAAUGUAACCAAUGUGGAAAGGCUUUUACAAAUCAGAGAGCUCUUACAGUACAUCAGAGAAUCCAUACUGGGGAGAAACCUUAUAAAUGUAACCAGUGUGCAAAGACUUUUAGGAAAAAGGAUAUUCUUAUUGUACAUCAGAGAAUCCACACUGAAGAAAAACCUUAUGUAUGUAAGCAGUGUGGAAAGGUUUUUAGACAAAGGGGUGCUCUUACUGUGCAUCAGAGAAUCCACACUGGGGAGAAGCCUUAUGAAUGUAACCAGUGUGGAAAGACUUUUACACAAAGGGGAACUCUCACUGCCCAUCAGAGAAUCCAUACUGGAGAGAACCGCUUUGAAUGUAAUCAAUGUGGAAAGACUUUUGCACAUAAGGGAACUCUCACUGCCCAUCAGAGAAUCCACACUGGAGAGAAACCUUAUGAAUGCAACCAAUGUGGAAAGGCUUUUAGAGAAAAGAGAAUUCUUAUGGUACAUCAGAGAAUCCACACUGGAGAGAACCCCUUUGAAUGUAAUCAAUGUGGAAAAACUUUUGCACAAAAGGGAACUCUUACUGUACAUGAGAGAAUCCACACUGGAGAGAAACCUUAUGAAUGCAACCAAUGUGGAAAGGCUUUUAGGCUGACUAAAGGUCAGAGUGAGGCUAGUGACUUUGCAGAGUUCUGCCUCACUUAA
Messenger RNA from Sarcophilus harrisii (Tasmanian devil), 1593 nucleotides. RefSeq names its product zinc finger protein OZF-like. The coding region runs from base 1 to 1593 and encodes 530 amino acids. Gene Ontology annotation, molecular function: DNA-binding transcription factor activity; RNA polymerase II cis-regulatory region sequence-specific DNA binding. Gene Ontology annotation, biological process: regulation of transcription by RNA polymerase II. Lineage: Eukaryota; Metazoa; Chordata; Mammalia; Dasyuromorphia; Dasyuridae. The record is from RefSeq and is a predicted model, not a curated record. The transcript is spliced from 5 exons.